Molecule: messenger RNA, 318 nt
Organism: Cynocephalus volans (Philippine flying lemur)
Lineage: Eukaryota; Metazoa; Chordata; Mammalia; Dermoptera; Cynocephalidae
Product: large ribosomal subunit protein eL42-like
Exons: 1
Coding region: 1-318 (105 amino acids)
Biological process (GO): translation
Cellular component (GO): ribosome; cytosolic large ribosomal subunit
Molecular function (GO): structural constituent of ribosome
Source: RefSeq, a predicted model, not a curated record
AUGGUGAACGUUCCUAAAACUCGCCGGACUUUCUGUAAGAAGUGUGGCAAGCACCAACCCCACACAGUAACCCAGUACAAGAAAGGCAAGGAUUCUCUGUAUGCCCAGGGAAAGCGGCGUUAUGACAGGAAGCAGAGUGGCUACGGUGGGCAGACUAAGCCGAUUUUCCGGAAAAAGGCUAAAACUACAAAGAAGAGUGUGCUGAGGUUUGAGUGCAUUGAGCCUAACGACAGAUGUAAGAGAAUGCUGGCUAUUGAGAGAUGCAAGCAUUUUGAACCGCGAGGAGAUAAGAGAAAGGGCCAAAUGAUCCAGUUCUAA